Solanum pennellii is the source of this 917-nucleotide messenger RNA. Its product is annotated as ribonuclease 3-like protein 2. Gene Ontology annotation, biological process: siRNA processing. Lineage: Eukaryota; Viridiplantae; Streptophyta; Magnoliopsida; Solanales; Solanaceae. Gene Ontology annotation, molecular function: ribonuclease III activity; RNA binding. The record is from RefSeq and is a predicted model, not a curated record. Gene Ontology annotation, cellular component: cytoplasm; nucleus. The transcript has 2 exons. The coding region runs from base 161 to 553 and encodes 130 amino acids.
CAUAUUUAGCUCUAUCAAUUUAUUCCUAAAUUCUGGAACGUAGCAAAGUAGCAAUUCAGGCAUUUCACGUUAGCGCUUUUCUGAUACAACUCAGCUUUCUCCGCCCGGGAAAAUACCGUUUUCGCGCGCGCGCUCCACCGGAUUUUAACAUUCAGAACAUAUGCAAUCGCCGGAAGUUUGCGCGAUGGUAACCGACGCAAAUAGGUUGACGCCGGCGGAGGAAGAAAUUACGAACACGGCGACAUCAGUACAGGCAGUGGAAGAGUUAUUGAGAUAUCGAUUUAAGAACACGAAGCUUCUAGAAGAAGCUCUUACUCACUCUUCCUGUCCUAAUUUAAUUACUAAUUACCAGCGGCUCGCGUUCGUCGGUGAUGCUGCUCUUGGCUUAGCUAUUUCCAGUUAUUUCUUCGUUACUUACCCUGAUGUUGACUGUGGUAGGCUUACUGACCUUCGUUCUGCCAAUUUAAGUACGGAAAAGCUUGCUAGAGUUGCCGUCCGGCACGGCCUUUACAAGUACCUCCGCCGCAAUUCAUCAAUCCUCGAUGAAAAGUGAAGAUUCCAGUAAGCCAUUGCAUAUGGCACGUCACUGGCAACAUUGUAUCAUUGCGCAUUUCAUUGGCACAAGACAAAUUGAACUGAUUACAAUAGUUCCUUUGUGGAAUUGUAAUAGCAACAUUGUAUCAUUGCACAUUUCAUUGGCACAAGACAAAUUGAACUGAUUACAAUAGUUCCUUUGUGGAAUUGUAAUAGAGGAGACUUUGAUUUUGCACGUAGGUGAAGGAAUUUGUGAUAACAGUGCAACAGGAGGAGGAGAUGGAGUUCUAUGGAGGAAUGAUUAAAGCACCAAAGGUUCUUGCAGACAUUGUGGAGUCGGUAAUGGGGGCUGUAUUUUUGGAUUGUGGCUUUGAUGUGAAUGC